Molecule: messenger RNA, 7533 nt
Organism: Indicator indicator
Lineage: Eukaryota; Metazoa; Chordata; Aves; Piciformes; Indicatoridae
Gene: FASN
Product: fatty acid synthase
Exons: 42
Coding region: 1-7533 (2510 amino acids)
Biological process (GO): fatty acid biosynthetic process
Cellular component (GO): cytoplasm
Molecular function (GO): fatty acid synthase activity; 3-oxoacyl-[acyl-carrier-protein] synthase activity; oxidoreductase activity
Source: RefSeq, a predicted model, not a curated record
AUGGAGGACGUGGUGAUUGCAGGCAUAUCAGGAAAGCUGCCAGAAUCUGAGAACUUGCAAGAGUUUUGGGAGAACCUGAUGAAUGGAGUUGAUAUGGUCACAGAGGAUGAUCGGAGGUGGAAACCAGGAAUUUAUGGACUGCCCAAGAGAAAUGGAAAGCUCAAGGACCUAAGCAAAUUUGAUGCAUCCUUUUUUGGAGUUCACCCCAAACAAGCUCAUACAAUGGACCCUCAACUUCGCAUGCUCUUGGAAGUUUGUUAUGAGGCUAUUUUGGAUGGAGGCUUUGACCCGUCCACCCUCCGUGGCACAGACACAGGCGUGUGGGUUGGUAACAGUGGGUCAGAAGCUAUUGAAGCCCUUAGCCAAGAUCCAGAAAAGCUUUUGGGAUACAGUAUGACUGGCUGCCAGCGUUCUAUGAUUCCCAACAGAAUUUCCUACUUUUUUGACUUUAAAGGGCCAAGCAUAGCUAUUGACACAGCCUGCUCCUCUAGUCUGGUGGCUCUGGAAAAUGCUUAUAAGGCAAUUCAUAAUGGACAGUGCAGUGCAGCCCUUGUAGGAGGGGUCAAUGUUUUGUUGAAACCCAACACUUCUGUGCAGUUCAUGAAGCUGGGUAUGCUUAGUCCUGAUGGUGCCUGCAAGGCUUUUGAUGCUUCAGGGAAUGGAUAUUGUCGCUCUGAAGCUGUUGUGGUCGUUUUUUUGACCAAGAAAUCCAUGGCUAAGCGAAUCUAUGCUACAGUAGUCAAUGCUGGAACUAACACUGAUGGCUUUAAGGAGCAAGGCGUAACAUUCCCAUCUGGAGACAUGCAGCAGCAGCUGGUCGUCUCUAUGUACAAAGAAUGUGGUGUCAAACCUGAAGAAGUGGAGUAUAUUGAAGCUCAUGGCACAGGCACCAAGGUUGGAGAUCCACAGGAACUAAAUGGCAUUGCAAAUUUCUUCUGCCAAAAUAGGAAAGAGCCACUGUUGAUUGGAUCAGUCAAGUCAAACAUGGGUCAUCCAGAGUCUGCAUCUGGGCUUUCUGCAUUAGCCAAGGUCAUUCUCUCCUUGGAGCAUGGGGUGUGGGCUCCAAAUAUUCACUUCAAUACCCCAAAUGCAGAAAUUCCUGCCUUACAUGAUGGCUCUUUGGAGGUGGUUUGUAAACCAACACCAGUGAAAGGUGGCCUUAUCAGUAUCAACUCUUUUGGCUUUGGAGGUGCUAAUGCUCAUGUCAUUCUGAGGCCAAAUAAGAAAAAAAGCAAGGCUGUGGAGACUCAAACCAUGGUAAGACUGGUUCAGGUUUGCGGCAGAACCCCGGAAGCUGUGGAAACACUAAUUCAAGAAAGCAGAAAACAUGUAGGAUGCAAUGCAUACCUCAGCCUGCUCAACGAGAUCUCUUCAGUCUCUGCAUCCUCCAUGCCCUACAGGGGCUACACACUGGUUGGCAGCGAGGAUGACAUACGAGAGGUUCAGCAAGUUCAAGCAUCUGGCAGACCACUCUGGUACAUCUGCUCAGGCAUGGGAACACAGUGGAAAGACAUGGGCGUGAGCCUUAUGAGGCUGGAUUUGUUCCGCCAGUCUAUCUUGCGCUCAGAUGAGGCUUUGAAGAGCACAGGCAUAAAGGUCUCAGAGCUGCUUCUGCAUGCAGAUGAGAGCACUUUUGAUGACACUGUCAAUGCAUUCAUUGGACUGGCUGCUAUUCAGAUUGCUCAGAUCGAUAUUCUGAAGGCAGCAGGUCUGCAACCUGAUGGGAUUGUAGGCCACUCAGUGGGAGAAGUAGCUUGUGGCUAUGCAGAUGAAUCCUUAAGUCAUGAGGAAGCCAUUCUUGCAGCUUAUUGGCGAGGACAAUGUGUUAAAGAGGGCAAAUUGCCCCUAGGAGGAAUGGCUGCUGUUGGUCUGACAUGGGAGGAGUGUAAGCAGUACUGUCCUCCAGGCGUGGUACCAGCUUGUCACAAUUCUGAAGAUACUGUUACAAUUUCAGGGCCUCUGGACACUGUGAAUGAAUUUGUAGCCAAGCUGAAGAAGGAUGGUGUGUUUGCAAAGGAGGUGCGCAGCGCCGGAGUCGCCUUUCAUUCCUAUUACAUGGAUUCCAUUGCACCAACACUCCUCAGGGCCCUGAAAAAGGUCAUUCCAUGCCCCAAACCUCGUUCAGCACGAUGGGUCAGUACCUCUAUCCCUGAAUCUCAGUGGCAGAGUAACCUGGCUAAGUAUUCUUCUGCAGACUAUUAUGUGAACAACCUAGUGAGUCCAGUGCUGUUCCGUGAAGGUCUGAUGCGUGUUCCAGAGAACGCUGUCACAGUAGAGAUUGCUCCACACGCUCUCCUCCAGGGUAUCUUGAGGAGGACUUUGAAACCAACUUGCACCAUCCUACCUUUGAUGAAGAAAGAGCAGAAAAAUAAUCUGGAGUUUUUCCUAACACAGAUUGGAAAGAUUCAUUUAACUGGGUUAAAAGUUCUUGGAAAUAACUUGUUCCCACUUGUGGAAUACCCUGUCCCAGUGGGGACACCCCUUAUUUCCCCAUACAUCAAAUGGGACCACAGCCAGGACUGGGAUGUUCCAAAAGCUGAAGACUUUCCAUCAGGUUCCAAAGGCUCUGCAUCUGCUUCCAUCUACGACAUUGAUGUGAGUCCUGGCUCUCCUGACCACUACUUGGUUGGUCACUGCAUUGAUGGCAGAGUCCUGUACCCAGCAACUGGGUACCUAGUCCUGGCUUGGCGAACUCUGGCAAGGACCAUUGGCACAGCCAUGGACCAAGUGGCUGUUACCUUUGAAGAAGUCACAAUUCAUCAGGCAACUAUCCUUCCCAAAAAUGGAUCAGUAAAGCUGGAAGUAAGAUACAUGCCUGCCUCCCACUGCUUUGAGGUAUCAGGGAAUGGGAAUCUGGCUGUGAGUGGUAAGAUUUCCCUCUUAGAAAGCACAGCUCUGAAGAACUUCCAAAAACCAGUUGACUCACAGACUCCAGCAGACAAGAGCUCAAAGUCUGGCCUCUUGAAAGAUGACAUUUACCAAGAGCUGCAUCUGCGUGGAUACAAUUAUGGACCAACCUUUCAGGGUGUUCUGGAAUGCAACAGUGAAGCAAACAAAGGGAAAGUUCUGUGGAAUGGGAACUGGGUGACCUUCCUUGACACCCUGCUACACAUAAUCAUCCUGCCUGAGCCUGGGCGCAGCCUGCGCUUACCCACCAGGAUUCGUUCAGUGCACAUUGACCCAAUGCUGCAUCAAGAGCAGGUGUGCCAGUACCAGGACAACAUAGAAGCUUUAGAUGUUUUUGUGGACCGCUGCCUCAAUAGUGUUACAGCAGGAGGGGUUCAGAUCAAUGGUCUUCAUGCUUCUGUGGCACCACGGCGACAACAGGAACGGACCGGUCCCACCCUGGAAAAAUUCUGCUUUGUGCCCUAUACUGAGAAUAACUGUUUGUCUUCCAGUGGUCAUCUUAAAACAUACCUGAACCACUGCAAAGGUCUGAUCCAGAACUUACAGGCCAAGGUGGCAGUGCAUGGGGUCAAACUAGUUGUCCCUGGACUAGAAAAUGCAGAGGCUGUUAAAAUGUCCUCAUCCAUGCAGAAGGGCCUUCAGCAUAUCCUUGAUGAAAUCUGCAGUCUGGAGCUGAAUGGAAACCUCCAUUCUGAGCUGGAACAGAUUGUGACUCGAGAGAAAAUGCACUUCCAGGAUGACCCUCUUCUCAAUGGAUUGCUGGAAUCGACAGAGUUGAGGACUUGCAUUGAUGUGGCAUUGGAAAACAUGACCAGUCGUAGGAUGAAGAUAGUAGAGGCUCUUGCAGGAAAUGGACAUCUGUUCCCUCAUGUCACAAAUAUCCUGAAUGCUCAGCCCGUGUUGCAGAUGGAAUACAUUGCCACUGACACCAACCAGAAAGCUCUUUCUGAAACAGAGAUACAAGAUGCUGGAAUUUCCUUUAGCCAGUGGAAUCCGGCUAGCCCCCCCUCUGGAAAUCUGACCAAUGCUGACCUGGUGGUAUACAACUACUCAACAAGUGGUGUAGGGAACACAGAGGAAAUUGUCCCUAAUUUGGCAGCUGCAGUGAAAGAGGGAGGCUUUCUUCUAGUCCACACCCUGCUUAAAGGAGAAACUCUUGCAGAAACUGUCAGUUUCCUUACAAGUCCAGAUCUACAGCAGAAACACAACUUCCUGAGUGAGGCACAGUGGGAGACCUUGUUCAAAAAUGCCUCACUGAAUCUGGUUGCCAUGAAGAAGUCGUUCUUCGGCUCAGUUAUUUUCCUGUGUCGCCGGCCAGCCCCUGCCAAAACCCCCAUUUUUCUGCCAGUAGAUGAGACCGAUUUUAAAUGGGUUGAAUCCUUAAAGGAGAUCUUGGCUGACCCCCUGGAGCAGCCUGUGUGGCUGACUGCCACCAAUUGUGGGAACUCGGGAAUUUUGGGAAUGGUGAACUGCCUCCGCCUUGAAGCAGAAGGCCACAGAAUCAGGUGUGUGUUUGUUUCCAACUUGAACCCUUCAUCAGCUAUCCCACCCCUGAGUCCUUCUUCCUUGGAGAUGCAGCAGAUUGUUCAGAAGGACCUGGUGAUGAAUGUAUAUCGUGAUGGGAAGUGGGGCUCCUUCAGGCAUCUCCCAUUGCAGCAAGCACAACCUCAGGAGCUGACAGAAUAUGCCUAUGUAAAUGUGCUGACUCGUGGAGACCUCUCCUCUCUCCGCUGGAUCGCCUCCCCGCUUCGACACUUCCGGUCAACUGCUGAUGUUCAACUCUGCAAAGUCUAUUACUCAUCUCUCAACUUCCGUGACAUUAUGCUGGCCACAGGAAAGCUUCCUCCUGAUGCUAUCCCUGGUGACUGGGUUUUGCAGCAGUGCAUGCUGGGUAUGGAGUUCUCAGGACGGGACCUGUCUGGAAGGAGGGUGAUGGGACUGCUGCCAGCAAAGGGGCUGGCUACAGUGGUAGACUGCCACAAGAGGUUUCUAUGGGAGGUGCCUAAAAACUGGACUCUGGAAGAAGCAGCUACAGUGCCUGUGGUUUAUGCCACUGCUUAUUAUGCUUUGGUGGUUCGAGGUGGUAUAAGGAAGGGUGAGAGCAUCCUCGUCCACUCUGGCUCAGGAGGUGUGGGCCAAGCAGCCAUUGCCAUUGCCCUCAGCAUGGGCUGCCGUGUCUUUACUACUGUAGGCUCCACUGAGAAACGUGAGUAUCUCCAAGCAAGAUUCCCACAGCUGGAUGCCAGUAGCUUUGCCAGCUCCAGAAGUACUGCCUUUGAGGAACAUGUGCUGCGAGUUACCAAUGGAAAAGGUGUCAACAUUGUGUUGAAUUCCUUGGCAGAAGAGAAGCUCCAAGCCAGUUUGCGUUGUCUUGCUCGACACGGCCGCUUCUUGGAAAUAGGCAAAUUUGAUCUGUCAAAGAACAGUCAGCUUGGAAUGGCUCUCUUCCUCAAGAAUGUGUCAUUUCAUGGGAUACUACUGGAUGCAGUCUUUGAGGAUGGAAGCCAGGACUGGGCAUUAGUAUCAGAGCUGUUGACAAAAGGCAUAAGAGAUGGUGUAGUAAAGCCCUUGAAGCGUACAGUCUUCAACAAAGAAGAGGUGGAAGCUGCCUUCAGGUUCAUGGCACAAGGAAAACAUAUUGGCAAAGUUAUGAUUAAGGUCCAAGAAGAAGAAAAAGAAUAUCCUUUAAGAAAAUUUGAACCAGUUAAAAUCCCUGCCAUCUCCCGAACCAGCUGUCCACCUACCAAGUCUUACAUCAUCACAGGGGGCCUAGGAGGAUUUGGGCUUGAGCUGGCACAGUGGCUAGUUGAGAGAGGAGCACAGAAGCUUAUACUGACAUCCCGUUCUGGCAUACGAACUGGCUACCAGGCUAAAUGUGUGAGAGAGUGGAAGGCACUGGGAGUCCAAGUGUUGGUGUCUACCAGUGAUAUUGGAACACUAGAAGGAACACAGCGAUUGAUAGAAGAAGCUUUGAAGCUUGGCCCAGUUGGAGGCAUCUUUAAUUUGGCUGUGGUCCUUAGAGAUGGCAUGAUUGAAAAUCAGACCCCAGAAUUAUUCUCAGAGGUCAACAAGCCCAAGUAUUCAGGCACCCUUCAUUUGGAUUGGGUGACUCGUAAGAAGUGUCCAGACCUGGACUAUUUUGUUGUGUUCUCCUCUGUAAGCUGUGGAAGAGGAAAUGCUGGGCAAAGUAAUUAUGGCUUUGCCAAUUCUACCAUGGAACGUAUCUGUGAGCAGCGACAGCACGAUGGACUCCCAGGCCUGGCAAUCCAGUGGGGAGCCAUUGGUGACGUGGGUAUCCUUCUGAAGACAAUGGGAAACAAAGAGAUUGUCGUUGGGGGAACCAUUCCCCAGCAAAUCAGCUCAUGCUUGGAGGUGCUGGAUACCUUCCUGAAUCAGCCUCAUCCUGUCAUGUCCAGUUUUGUGCUAGCAGAGAAGGUCUCAGUGAAAUCUGAAGGAGGCAGUCAGCGGGAUCUUGUAGAGGCCGUGGCUCACAUCCUGGGUGUCCGUGAUGUGGGCAGUCUGAAUGCUGACAGCUCCUUGGCAGACUUGGGCUUGGAUUCAUUGAUGGGUGUGGAGGUGCGGCAGACACUGGAGAGAGACUACGACAUCGUUAUGACCAUGAGGGAAAUUCGACUGCUUACAAUCAACAAACUGCGAGAACUUUCCUCCAAGACUGGGAAACCAGAAGAGAUGAAGCCAUCCCAAAUGAUGAAGGCAGGCCCAGGUGAACCUCCAAAACUAGAUUUGAACAACUUAUUGGUGAACCCAGAUGGACCAACAGUCACUCGUCUCAAUGAUAUUCAGAGCUCAGAGCGUCCUCUGUUCCUCAUUCACCCCAUUGAAGGCUCCAUUGCAGUCUUCUACACUCUUGCCUCCAAACUUCGUGUACCCUGCUAUGGGGUCCAGUGCACAAAAGCUGCGCCGGUGGACAGCAUACAGAGCCUGGCAACCUACUACAUUAGCUGCAUGAAGCAGAUCCAGCCUGAAGGACCCUACCGCAUCGCUGGAUACUCUUUUGGUGCCUGUGUAGCCUUUGAAAUGUGCUCCCAACUGCAAGCACAGCAAAAAGGUUCCCAUGCACUCAACAGCCUGUUUCUCUUUGAUGGGUCUCCUUUCUUUGUGGCAGCAUACACUCAGAGCUACAGAGCCAAGCUGUCAGAGGGAAGUGAGAGUGCAUUGGAGGCUGAAGCAUUGUGUGCCUUUGUCCAGCAGUUUACAGGCAUUGACUACAAUAAGCUGCUGGAAGUUCUUCUGCCCCUAAAAGAUCUGGAGGCUCGUGCAAAUGCUGCUGCAGACCUGAUAGCUCGAGUAUAUACAAACAUCAAUCGUGAAGCACUCAUCUUUGCUGCUGCUUCCUUUUACUAUAAACUGAAGGCUGCUGACAUGUACAUACCAGAGUUCAAGUAUCAUGGGAAUGUGACACUGAUGCGGGCAAAGUCUAACAAUGAGUAUGAAGAAGGUCUGGGUGGAGACUACAGACUCUCAGAGGUAUGUGAUGGGAAAAUAUCUGUCCACGUCAUUGAAGGAGAUCACCGCACCUUACUGGAGGGAAAUGGUGCUGAGUCAAUUAUUGGCAUCAUCCACAGCUCACUGGCAGAGCCACGAGUCAGUGUCAGAGAGGGUUAA